This is a messenger RNA of Brienomyrus brachyistius, 1929 nucleotides long. RefSeq names its product polymerase (DNA-directed), delta 3, accessory subunit (gene pold3). Gene Ontology annotation, molecular function: DNA-directed DNA polymerase activity. Gene Ontology annotation, cellular component: delta DNA polymerase complex; nucleus. The record is from RefSeq and is a predicted model, not a curated record. Gene Ontology annotation, biological process: DNA strand elongation involved in DNA replication; DNA replication; DNA synthesis involved in UV-damage excision repair. Bases 144 to 1514 code for a protein of 456 amino acids. The transcript is spliced from 12 exons. NCBI's taxonomy places the organism in Eukaryota, Metazoa, Chordata, Actinopteri, Osteoglossiformes, Mormyridae.
GACCCUUUGAACUCGGAGAUAGAAGCAAAGGAAGGACUUCUUUCCCGCGUUUAAAAAAAAAGUAUUGUGAAUUUUCAGGUUACAGAUGUCUCUCAGAUAUUUAUGGUAAACUUUUUAAAGAAGGAUUUGCAAGAAUUUACGACAUGGACGAUCUUUAUUUAGAGAACAUCGACGAGUUCGUCAAUGAUCAUAAUAAAAUUGUUACUUAUAAAUGGCUGAGUCUCACUCUUGGAGUCCAUGUCAAUCAGGCCAAACAGAUGCUGUUCCAUUAUUUAGACCAGAAGCGGAAGGAAAGUUCUGGGUCUCAGCUUCAUGCUACGUACCUUGUGUCUGGGAAAGUUGUAACGAAUGGCGGCUCGAGUCACAAGGUGGCAGUAGUGCGUGAAGAUCAGCUUGAAGAUGUGAAGUCGAAGAUGGACGUAACCGUCAGUAUCCAUGUGUACAGCAUUCAGAAGGCUGUGCUGAAAGACAGUGGGCCGCUUUACAGCACUGAUUAUGACGCGGUGAAAGAGAACCUAAAGAACUGCUGCAAGUACAGCGCCAUCCGAUGCACCGGUGCGGCCCCCCUCCCCUCGGACGUGCCACGGCAGAGUCAGGAAAUAGAACCUGUAGCACCCCUGGAAAUAGAGGCUAAGAAAUCGGUGGUAAAUGGUGGUACUGCUGCAGCCAAUAAAAAAGCUGCGAAGCCGCAGAAGGGGAUUAUGGGAAUGUUUAACAAGAGCACUUCCAAGACACCGGAAUCAAGUAAAGAAGUUAAAAUGGAGGAGAAUGAGGACACUGCUACAGAAACAACGAAAAGUAAACCUUCCCUCAAGGCACAUAACUUCUUUGGGAAACAGACAACUAGUAAAGCAGGAACCUCCGGUGAGAAAUCCAGGAAAACCAUAAAAGAGGAGGCUGUGGGGUCUCAGACAUCCCAUUUAGCAGUGGAGGAACCUUCAAAGUCUCCCCUUACGACUGAGAUCAAGGAGGAGGAAGCGAAGAGCUCAAACGCAGCAGGGAAACAACAUAAUGAGGGGAAGAGCAAUAAGAUGAAGCGUCUUGAACAGUGUGACAGCGACGAUGAGAAAUUUGAGAGUCGGAAGAAAAAACGACGGAGGAUCAAGAAACCACAGCUGAGCAGCAGCGACGACGAAGUGAUUGCAGAUUCUCCGGCCGCCCCUGAGGCAGAGGUUCCAACACCAAGUCCUGAAAGCAAAGUGAAGGAAGAGCCCGUCUCCCAGGCCAAGGUGAAUUCAGAAGGGAAGAGAAGGAAACGGAGGAGAGUUAUUAAGUCUCGUACCUUUGUAGAUGAAGACGGAUGCAUGGUGACUGAGAAAGGAUUCGAGAGUGAAUCAUACUCCGAAAGUGACGAUGACUUUAGGGUAAGCAAGCAGCACCUGAAGGAGCCAGGUGCCCCGAGACCGACCUUCAAGAAGAACGAGGAGGAGAACAGGAGUCAGAAGCGAGUCACAGCAGCUGCUGGCAAGGCCGCCAAACAGGCUUCUAUUAUGGGAUUCUUUGUGAAGAAAUAGGACUUUCUUCUGUCUACCGUUGCUUUGUAAAAACGUGAAUCACUGCCACUGAGUGUCACACGGGAGAGAACAGACCAGGACUUUGGAGGGGUACAGUUUCCUCAGCAGAAACCAGUUAUACGUUUUAAACUCUGAAAUAUCUCACGGAAUAUUCUGGUACAUAGAUUCGUCUGUUAUGGGCAGUUAUUUCUUUGUCAGUCGUUAAAAUGGCAGCGAAAAGUAAGUUGGAUUUUAAUGUUUACGUGGGAGAGCUGCUGUUUCAGCCACCCUAUGAUAGUAAAAAAAAAAAAAAAAAAAACUAGUUUUUCAGUGGAUUAUUGAAUAAAUGUCUUAUUUAAUGCUCAGAUGUAUGAAACGGCAGUCCUGUUUUGGGUGAAAGGGUUGAAUAAAAUAAAAUAAGUGUGUGGACUGGCCA